AUGGGAAAAGCCAAGAAGACGAGAAAGUUUGCUCAGAUGAAAAGGGCUAUCAAGCCCAAGGACAUAAAGAAGGCUACAGAGCCUCCCAAAAAGGAAGAUCCAGAGUUAGCUCGUUCAGUUCCCCAGGUGUCAAGUGCAUUGUUCUUUCAAUUCAACCAGGCCAUCAAACCUCCAUAUCAGGUGAUUAUAGAUACAAACUUCUUCAAUUUUUCCAUUCAAAAGAAGAUUGAUUUGGUUCGUGGCUUAAUGGACUGCUUAUUUGCAAAAUGUAUCCCAUUGGUGACCGACUGCGUCAUGGCGGAACUAGAAAAACUUGGGCCAAAGUACCGCAUUGCAUUAAAACUAGCAAAAGAUCCACGGAUACAGAGAAUCAGUUGCUCUCACAAAGGCACAUAUGCCGAUGACUGUAUUGUGAGCAGAGUGAUUCAGCAUAAAUGUUACAUUGUGGCUACGAAUGAUGCUGAUUUGAAAAGAAGAAUAAGGAAAGUUCCAGGUAUCCCUAUAAUGAGCGUUGGAGCGCACUCUUAUGUCAUCGAGAGAUUGCCCGAUGUCUUUUAG
Molecule: messenger RNA, 558 nt
Organism: Clavispora lusitaniae ATCC 42720
Lineage: Eukaryota; Fungi; Ascomycota; Pichiomycetes; Serinales; Metschnikowiaceae
Gene: FCF1
Product: rRNA-processing protein
Cellular component (GO): small-subunit processome; nucleolus
Source: RefSeq, a predicted model, not a curated record